Purpureocillium lilacinum is the source of this 627-nucleotide messenger RNA. The record is from RefSeq and is a predicted model, not a curated record. Lineage: Eukaryota; Fungi; Ascomycota; Sordariomycetes; Hypocreales; Ophiocordycipitaceae.
AUGAAGGUCGCUUCAGGUCUCAUUCUGGCCCUUGCCGCCGCGGCUCUUGGACGGCCGAUUUGCCCCGAGGAAUGCAACACGCAGGUCCAGGACCCAGCGUCAAACCAGGCUGCCGUACUGGAAAAGCGAGGGUGGUUCGGCUUGCAUUGUGCACGAUGUGAGGAUGACGGAGACUAUUAUAAGCCCUCGCCGGAGGUCUAUAACAGGAUGAGGAACGGGAAGAAGAACGGGAAGAGCCGUGGGCACCCGAGUGACAGCUCCUCCCAGACUGCGGGCCCGAGUGGCAGCUCCUCCGAGUCUGCGGGCAGCCCGGGCAUCGCCAGGGACGCAAUGAAUCGUUGGUACAGCAAGACACGCAACAAGGAGGCCUCGCAGGAAGCAUACCGGCCUUCGGACCCGGAAGACACCCGCGAGGACCCGAUCAAUACUGCUCCCCCGUCGGGGCAUCGAGUCAACUCCGCGGUUCUCGAGUCUGCGGACCGGCCCGUGGAAAGCAUCAUUCCGCCCGCGUCGGAGGCGGGUGACCCUCCUAGUGCGCAUCCCAAGCCUCUGCUUCGCACCAAGUUCACGGGAACCGACGUCGUCAGGCGUCCCGUGCCUGCGCCGCGUGUGGGCCUGCCUGCCUAG